Messenger RNA from Cheilinus undulatus (humphead wrasse), 1473 nucleotides. RefSeq lists its product as uncharacterized. The coding region runs from base 133 to 1065 and encodes 310 amino acids. NCBI's taxonomy places the organism in Eukaryota, Metazoa, Chordata, Actinopteri, Labriformes, Labridae. The record is from RefSeq and is a predicted model, not a curated record. The transcript has 2 exons.
CAGAUUUGACAUCAUUAACUCACUGUGAAUUUAUUCAGGAGGUUUGGGGCCCGAUAGACACAGGCACAUGGAGCAAAGUUGUGUGGCUCAUCUGAUUUUUAUUUUUGAAUUUGUAACUCACAAACUCUCGGGAUGGGGAACAAUUUUUGCCCUGCUGAUGACUUAUCCCCCCUCUCCUCAAUAGCUCGAGAUGUCUGCCCUUUCCCAGACUACACCCCCAGUCCCCUUUUUACCAACAUGCUGUCCAUCAACUCUUCACUUCACCUGAGGGACCACUACACGGCAGUCCAGUCCUCCCUGAACCCCGAACAGCUGGAGGACUUCACCCAGAGCCUGAGGAGAACCUUUGGCAGGGAGGGCAGGGUCUCUUAUGGCGGGGUGGGGGUGGUGGCUCUGUCCCUGGCUUUACUGUUUGACAUCCUGGCUAAAGAGGCAAGAGGAGGAUGGGUGCCAGACUCAGGGCCCAUCCCAGGUUUAUUCUUCAAAGAUCCAAGAGGGUUCUACCCACCACAUGUCUACACGAUCAGCGAGUACCUGAGGCUGGUUCCUCAUAUUGCUAACAACCCUGACAGGAUGAGAGAGGAGACAGAGAGGUACAUGAAGCGGUUAACAGCUGAUGAAGACUCACUGGAGACCUUGAAUGAAAAGGAUCUGCUACUGAUGUAUGAAGACGUCGUUCUACGAAACAGACUUCUGGCUAAAUGGUUUGGAGUCAGUCUGAACAUUCACCUCCUCCGUUUGACAAAUGGCACAGCUAACGAUCUGGUCAAAUGGCCAAAUGGCAAUCAACUGACUGUUCUCACCCACAAUCUCAACUGUGAUCUGGAAACAGCUGACAAGGAACUGAAGGCUCGAGUCGAAAGAUCUGACGACCUCACGCAAGAAGCUUUUAGAAGAUACAUGACCAACGGAAGGCCGUGGCCGCUCCAGGUGGCCGGGCUGGAAUGGGUGAACACCAGGUUUUUUCUGGCGUGUGAAAUUGGAGACAGAGAUCAUGAUACAAAGAUUGCACAAAGGGAAGAUUUUGACCUGAAGGCGAACACACUUGGGAAAUGGAAAGAGUAGUUCACUGGGGUGAUGUAUAAACAUAUACUCAAAGAAAAUGAUGUCCUUAUGCAGCCACUAUAGGAAAAAAAGUCUGCUCUAUGGUUUGAAUGUCUGAUAUUUCUUUUUUGUUUGGCCAUUUCUGAUCAUGUUCUUUGCCUAUUGUGUACUUUCUGUCCUGUCUGCAUGUAAUAAUUGAAGUGUUGAAAUUUGCAGUAUCCUUGUUGUGUUGUUAUUGUGUUCCCCAUGUCAUAGAAACAUACUGUAAUUGUACAGUUUUGGCUGAAUUAAACUUUUGAUAAAUUAAUAAAUAAUACGUUUGAUGGUGAUUUUUUUUCUGUGUUUUGAUACUUAAAGCCUUUGUAAAGAAAAAUAAGACAUAUUGGAAUAAAGUUGCUGUAUACACUAGAAAAAGACUGAGAGAUACAU